Messenger RNA from Penicillium lagena, 399 nucleotides. RefSeq lists its product as uncharacterized. The coding region runs from base 1 to 399 and encodes 132 amino acids. The record is from RefSeq and is a predicted model, not a curated record. The transcript is spliced from 2 exons. Lineage: Eukaryota; Fungi; Ascomycota; Eurotiomycetes; Eurotiales; Aspergillaceae.
AUGGAUGAGCCCGCUACUCGGAUGCGCAAUGCUCGUGCAAUGGUCGUGAUUUUGCAUUCUUUCAUCAUCGUUCUCGGGAACAACAUCACGGACGGCUUCCCGAAACUCGCGGCCGACGCGUCGUGCGACCAUGCAGGGGCCAAAUCAGGUCGAUUCGGCAGCGUCCGACGUAGCCACGCGACCGUGGCGACGAACCCGACUCGGAGCUGGCCUCCCGUUGCCAUUCGGCCGGAAGAACACAACAGACCACAGCAAGCGCCGAGGGUCAAAUGGUCCUGCUCGGUGGGUAUCGACGGAACAGACGAUGCGAGCCAGUCCACUCGGGCGAGGCAUAACCCAGCCAACGUCAUGGCGACCCUCUUAAAAUUUCGCAGUCGGCCCAUUGAUAUUCGGGCCUGA